AAGCAGAACGUUACUUCCCUCCCUGUCUACCCGCCAGCUUUAUUAUUAAUUUCUGCCUAUAAAUAAUAAUUAUUCUCACAGCAGAUUCCAUUUCCAACGUUUCUUCACCGUCUUCCUAGGUUCCAUUCUUAUUCUUUUAGCUAUUCACAAACACUAACUAAUUGAACUUCCACAUGGAGCAUAAUAAGCUCACAUUAAUAAAUCCAAUCUCAGUACUAAUAACACUUUGUGUAUUAGUAUCAGAGGGGAAAGCAACUACCUUCACACUACUCAACAAAUGUGACUACACUGUGUGGCCGGGAAUUCUCACUAACGCUGGUGUCGACCCUCUUCCGGUCACCGGCUUCGCCCUCCGAACUGGCGAGUCCAAAACCAUCACGGCACCAACCACCUGGGGUGGCCGUUUCUGGGGCAGGACACUCUGCGCCCAAGACUCCGCCGGAAAAUUCUCAUGCGGCACUGGCGAUUGCGGCUCCGGCAAACUAGAAUGUGCUGGCAGCGGUGCCACGCCGCCGGCAACCCUGGCAGAGUUCACCCUCCAUGGCGCCGGAGGACUAGAUUUCUUUGACGUCAGCUUGGUCGACGGUUACAACCUCCCGAUUACGGUGGUUCCGCAGGGUGGCUCCGGCGAAAACUGCACCGUCACGGGGUGCGUAGGAGACCUCAAUGGCGAUUGUCCAUCGGAGCUGAGGGUUAUGAGCGAGGAUGGGAAACGUGGCGUGGCGUGUAAGAGCGCGUGCGAUGCGUUCCGGUUGCCGCAGUAUUGCUGCGACGGCGCGUACCGCUCACCGGACACUUGCAAGCCUUCGUCUUACUCGAAGGUGUUCAAGAGCGUGUGCCCACGCGCGUAUAGCUACGCGUAUGACGACAAGACGAGCACAUUUACGUGCGCAUCUGCCGAUUACACCAUUACGUUUUGUCCUUCCCCCGAUACUAACCCCAGUAGUAAGAAAUCGUGGGAGGGACAAAACUCGAACUCAGAUAGUAACGAAUCUUCUUCGUCAUCAUCUUCAUCUUCGUCUUCUACUCCAACAUCACCACAGGUGAGCAAGGGAGGAAUGGUGUACGUAGGUGCACUAGACCAAAGUGAAAUACCAUGGUCAGCGUGCACUCGUGCUAGGGAAUCCCAAUCCAUUGCAACCUUCAUCGUCAUUAUGGCAAGUUGGCGCUUGUGGCAACUGCUCUUUUAGUUUUACACUUUUAC
Arachis ipaensis is the source of this 1204-nucleotide messenger RNA. RefSeq names its product pathogenesis-related thaumatin-like protein 3.5. NCBI's taxonomy places the organism in Eukaryota, Viridiplantae, Streptophyta, Magnoliopsida, Fabales, Fabaceae. The record is from RefSeq and is a predicted model, not a curated record.